AUGAGCUCAAAAAAAUUAUUGUAUUAAGAAAUAGAUGUAACAUAUUAACUAAUGACAUAGUAUACAAAACAAUAAUUGAGUCUACAGAUGUCCCAUUAAAAGACGACCUUAAAAGAAUUCAGUUCAUAUUUAAAAGAUUUCUAAGCCAUUCUGAAAUCCAUCUCAGAAUAAUUAAUAAAAUUGACAAGAAAAGAAUGUAGAAUCAAACCUAAAAUUAGUUACUUGUAGAGAAUUUGAAAAUAAAACCAUUAAAGAGUUUAUCGAUAAAAAUAUUAUCUCCACAUCCAAAAUUAGUGACAUCCUUGGAGUAUUAUCAGAAAAUGUUAAUCAACUAGAAUUAGAUAUUUUUUAAACCUACCUAGAAAUCAAGCAAAACAAAGAAAUUGUAAUGUAGAAAGUAAGCUUUAUACAUAUUUUAGUGUGAUCAAUAAAAAAAAGAAAGAGAUUAAUUAGUUAGCUCAAAAAAUGUUGAAAAAUAGUAAAUAGAUCAAUUCUCAUAAUCUGCAAUCGUGGUCAUGUAGAAUAAUAUUGAAGCUGCCAUCAUCACAGAAAAGAAAAAAAAUGCCAAAAUUAUUGAUUCCUUCAAAAAAUUUUACAUCCAACAAAAAGAGUACCAAUUCACAUCUAAAAAGGCAUGCGGAGAUUAUUGGCAAAUAAUUAAUGUUAUAAAUACAAUUUUUUGAUACAGUCCAACCAGAAUAACAGACCUUGGAAAGAAUGAAAAAUCAAUUAUAAGCCUAAUCUGUAACCCAAAGUGGUAAAGCACUCAAUACCUCUGGAACAGGACAAUCGAAAUAAAAUGAUAAUGCCUCCAUCAAUGAAACUGAUCUCUUAUAGUCUCACAAAGAUAAACUCCUUGAAAUCAGAAAGAAUUAUGCUACUUGUAGUAAUACCAAAUAAUUGCCAAUUAUAAUUAAAGAUUAAGUUGGUAUAUUUAACAAUGAAAUCCCAUAUAAUAUGUAUUUAAUUUCUAUUUAACAAUUAGGGAUCUCGCAAAAGAAUUUUAGCAGCAAGAAUUCUAUUAAUUCGCCUUAUUAAUGAUGCUCAGAUAUAAGUCUUAAAAUUAAGACUGGCCACUUCUUAUAACCCACACAAAAAAUAAAUUCAAAAUUACUUUGGCUUCUAUGAAACUUUUGGAAUUAUUUUCAACCGCCAUUACUUCAAACAUGGAAUCAUCUGUUACUAAUUCCAUAUAUAUUACGUUAAUCAAAGAUGCCUUGAUGGUCAUCAAAACACCCUAAUUAUACAACGAAAUUAAAAAUAAUGAAAAGCAAUAUGUGAUUCUAAAAAAGUUACUAUUGUUUUCCACUUUAAAUUAGUAUUGGGUCUAAUGCUUAUUAUUAUAGGCAUUUCACAUCUAAAAUUCCUAAUUAGAGCAAUAGAAAAAAUAUUUUACUAAUCUGCUAAAAUAGAUAAUAAUAGAUGAAAAAGAUAUGACUCAAGUAAGUUUUGAUUCUCAAGUAGAAGAAAUCUCGUAUCCAUUAAAUCAAUGCUUAUUAGAGCUUAUUCUAUCUGCAAUCAUAUAAGCAACAACUGUGGAUAUGGAUUUUGUUCCUUUAAUAUACUAAUUCGCAUAUGAUGCACUAAAACUGUCACCAGCACAUGUCAGCAUUACUUUACUCUCUUUAGUUUAUCAAAAAAUACUAUAACCUGCCUUAAGAAUAAAAAACCUAGACAUCAAAGACGCUGUUGUUAUUACCUAAUAGUUGACUCAGUAAUUGUGGGAUAUUAUAAAUAAAGAAAAGAUAAUCAAUUAAUCCCAAUUGCAAUUUGUUCUGAAAUAGAAGAAUUCGGAUAGAUUAUAUAAAGAUUUAUUAGGACUUACAACUAGUUUUUGGUCCUAAUUACCCAGCGAUUAGUCGUUCCUAAUUGCAUUCAUGAAUUUAUUUUAUAUAGUUGCAAGUAUUUCGCUUGAGUUCACAGAAUGCUAAAAUACAAAUGAUUUAAUACUAAAAAUCAUGGAGUAAACAGGUCAUCAUUAUUACAGUAUGAUCAUUAAAAGGGAACAGUUUUAAUAAAAUCAAUUAACUGAAAAAACCUUUAAUUAAGUUUCCAUUCUGUUAUCCUUAAUGUGUAAGGAAUGUCUUGAAUUAAAAGAACAGUAUAUUGAUUACUUUUAGAAAGGUAUUUAGCACUUAUUGUCUGAUAAUCAAAACAAUUAGAAUUUGUUUUUCCUUCAUUUUAUGACUGGUGCAUUGUCAGAAAUAUUCUUAAUCCUUCAAUAAGUUGAGCUCUGUAUCUAAAAAGGGUUAAUUCCUGAAGAUAAGAACGGAAAGUAUUAAAUGGUUAUAUAUAUUAAGUGCUUUUUCCAUAUGUUUCGCCUUAGCUUUAGUUGAUGAUCAAAUCUUACCUAAUAAUCUAAACUCCAAAGCAAUCUAAAUUAUUGGUCGAUCAAUAGAAUUGUGGUUUCAAUAAUCUCAAUAAAAUACCAUAAAAAUUUUACAAUCAUUACUUUCUAAAGAAAAAUUUCUUGAUGAAAGUUUGUCUUUUAAAGAGCUUAUGCAACAAACAUAAACAAAAAGUAUUGAAGACUUUUGCUCAAUUUUAUUUAAAUCCUUGGAAGCUUUAUAAUAAGUGGUUAAAUUUAAGAAUGAUAAUCUCUUUAAAAAAACAAUUAAUAGCAAAAUGGAACAUAUACUCUACACUGCUAUAUUAAUGUAUUUGGAAUAGAUGGAAUAAAAUCUUCAACAAAGAGCAAAUUUAAUAACACCCUGGUUUCCUGCAGUUGCAAAAAAUAAAUAAAGCAUCCCUCCUGAUUAAAAAUAAUUAGCCUAACAAUAAAUUCACCUUGUUAUUGAAAUGAUGAUGCGAAUUUGUAAUCUUAAUUUUUUGUAAUAAUAAUUCUAGCAUCUAAAAGAAUAAUUAAAACUUGAAGCUCUAGAUCAUCUUACCAGCGACUUCAAUACCAAGGGUAAAGCAAUUUGCAAAAGUAUUUCAAAAAUUUUAAUCAACGAAAUUGUUUCUCCUAAUUUAUUUAGUCCUCUCCAUUAAGAUUUAAAAUCAAUGACAGAUGCAAAGAGUUACUAGUAAAAAUCAGAAUGGUCUAUGCUUCAAUAAAUAGAUGAAAUAAAGGAUUUUUUUGUAAUAUUCAAUUAGAAGUUGCCGGCUAACUACUUCCCUAUAUUUUAUGAUUUUUUUAUUGGCUCAUUUUUUGAUGGUACUUAUAAUAAUAUUCCUAUAGUUUUAUUCUACAGCAUUUUUGAUCUUAACAAAUUGUAAAACAUAAGUUAGGAUGUCUAUUUUGAAUUGCUUAGCUUAGAAUUUCAAACUUUAUACAACUUUUUAGAAAAAUAAAUUUCCAGCAAUGUCUUACAAAUGAGAAUUAAACAAUAGCUGGCUGAAAUUAAAGACAUUUCUAUAUGGUUUAGUCUGUAAAAUAAAGAUUUAAUUUCAACAUUUGAAUAAUAUCAUUUGCGAUAAGACAAUAAAAGAAUUUGUUCUGCUCUUUAUAGAUUAAUAUUGCUUCGUAAGUAGGAUUCAAAAAUGAAGGAUUUAGCAAAAAAAUAUUAAAAAAUAUAUGAAUGA
Molecule: messenger RNA, 3525 nt
Organism: Paramecium octaurelia
Lineage: Eukaryota; Ciliophora; Oligohymenophorea; Peniculida; Parameciidae
Source: the annotation of a GenBank genome assembly